CGGUGCACACAUCUGCACCACUCUUCAAACUUGGAAGCGCCAUUGCCAGAACCUUGCACCUUUUCUCUCCGCCUCUCUCACGAAACCGCUCGUUUAUGCUGAAACGAGCCCAAUUGGUCUUGUGGAUCACUCCGAUUUCAAGGCUUAAGAGGUUCGAUUCGUCUUUAUCUCAUCAGAAUCUGGUGAUUAACGGAGUUCUUUCGGCAACUGAUUCUGUGGAUUGUAACUCAUAGUACCUCACUUUCUUGGUCAGUCGCGUUUUGGUCUUCAGAGGGCCUUCAAAUCUUCGUACAUUUGAAACCUUGCAUUUGUUGGUGAAGUAACAGGAGAGCAAUCAUGGAUGUCGACUCGCAACCAACCAUGGAAGAAACCAUCUUGGUUGGUGAUGAUUUAAUGAUGGGGCCACCAUCACCCAUCAUUCCACCUGAAAUUGCAUCUCAUGUGCUUGAAGGUGUUGAAUUAUGUGAUGGUAUAUUGAGGAAUCUCUUUUUAUGCUUGCAAAUCAAUGAUAUCGAACCUUUUUGUCAAGAUGAAAUAGCUGUUUAUCGACAGUGUGCCGAAAAACGGGAUAGAGAACUAAGACAACGGCUUCAAGAUAGCGAAAGAAAAUUAGGGUCAUCAAUGCCUCUAGAUGCAGCAAAGGAAAGGGCUACGCAACUCGAAUCAGAAGUAACGUCAUUGGAGAGACGUUUGAUUCUUGCUAGUGGAGUUGAGGGCAUGGAAGGAUUCCGUCAAAGAUGGAGUUUACACGGUCGACUCACCGAUACCAAGAAAAGGCUGGAAUCUUUAAAGCAAGGAAUCGAGAUCAGGAGAGACGAUAAGCCAGCAGCGGAGAAAACGUCGACUUCCAAAAGAUGGUUCUUUUAGUGUAAGUGCUUGAUUCAGAUACCAGGCUUCUUCCUAUUUGGUUCUUAAAGGCUCAAUGAACAAUGAUUCUUCUGAAAUGAAUACAAACAAGGGGUUGAGUUUUAGGCUCUAAUUAGUCUGA
Cucurbita moschata (crookneck pumpkin) is the source of this 988-nucleotide messenger RNA. RefSeq lists its product as uncharacterized. The record is from RefSeq and is a predicted model, not a curated record. The transcript is spliced from 7 exons. Bases 337 to 867 code for a protein of 176 amino acids. NCBI's taxonomy places the organism in Eukaryota, Viridiplantae, Streptophyta, Magnoliopsida, Cucurbitales, Cucurbitaceae.